AUUUCGUGCAACUGCAGUCCCACUUGAGUGCCUUAUAACACGAAGCAUAUCGGCCUGCGACUCGCAACUCUGUCGACUGUCGCCAACGAGAGCCCUCGUGCCCCGCUGUAGGUCACAUUCGUCAGCCAGUUGCCUACGCUUCUCAUUCAUCAUCUGCGAUCCUUCAUCUUCACAACCACAUCGCCAUCACAAAUGGGUCUCAGAAUGGACGACAUACACGAACCGACCGUGGUGCCAUCUGGUCCGACCUCGCAGGGCCCGUCGAGCAGCGCAGCGCCCAAGCAGACCUUGAAGCAACUCAUCGAGCAGAAAGAGAACCUGGAGGCCGAGCUGUCCGCCCUUGGCUCAGUACUGGACUCUCACGGAGUUAACAUGCGGACUGGCCUUACGACGUUCGAUGGAUUUCCUCGCGCCGAUAUCGAUGUUCCACAAAUCCGCACGACAAGAGCAAGGAUCAUACGUUUGAAGAAUGACCACAAAGCUGUCAUGGCGAGAUUGGAAGAGGCGGUCCACGAACAGUUUGCGGCGGGCAGGACACCUCAGACGAGCGGUCCUAGCAGCUCAAUCACAGGGUCCAGCCAGUCAAUGGCUAGUCGGCCAGCAGCUCCUGUCGUCGAGCCGCCAUUCGCCAGGGUGAAUACCGUCGUUGCAGGCAGUCCGGCAGAGGAGGCCGGCCUGCAGGUGGGCGACAAGGUCACCAAGUUCGGCACAGUGAACUGGACGAAUCACGAGAGACUCAGCAAAGUGGCUCAGGCUGUGCAGCAGAAUGAGAAUCGAACGAUUCUAGUCAAAGUGCUCCGCGAGUCUGAAGGCGCAGUGUCGACCUCACAUGAGCUGCAGUUGACACCGCGGCAGGGCUGGGGAGGUCGAGGGCUUCUCGGCUGUCACUUACUACCGUUGUGA
This is a messenger RNA of Zymoseptoria tritici IPO323, 903 nucleotides long. RefSeq lists its product as uncharacterized. Lineage: Eukaryota; Fungi; Ascomycota; Dothideomycetes; Mycosphaerellales; Mycosphaerellaceae. Gene Ontology annotation, biological process: proteasome regulatory particle assembly. The transcript is spliced from 2 exons. The record is from RefSeq and is a predicted model, not a curated record. Gene Ontology annotation, molecular function: protein binding. Gene Ontology annotation, cellular component: cytoplasm; nucleus. Bases 193 to 903 code for a protein of 236 amino acids.